AUGGCGCCCGAGCUACGGCCGUUUAAAGGUGCGGCGGUGGUGGUCCGUAUCUCGGCCGGGGAAAGGGCUCACCCUCCCCGGGCACGGGGUCGGGCUCCCUCCCCCUGGAGGUCCGGACCUCCAGGGCGCCCGACCCUGCCUCCCCUGCCCGAAGGGGUGACUCAGGAGCGGACACCGGGCCGGGACAGGGCCGCCCUCCCUCCUGGAAGUCGGGGACCUCCAGGGCCCCCGACCCUGCCUCCCCUGCCCGAGGGGAGGCCUCCGAGGCGGGCGGGACAGGGCCGCCCUCCCUCCUGGAAGUCGGGGACCUCCAGGGCCCUCGACCCAGCCUCCCCUGCCCGAAGGGGUGACUCAGGAGCGGACACCGGGCCGGGACAGGGCCGCCCUCCCUCCUGGAAGUCGGGGACCUCCAGGGCCCCCGACCCAGCCUCCCCUGCCCGAAGGGGUGACUCAGGAGCGGACACCGGGUCGGGACAGGGCCGCCCUCCCUCCUGGAAGUCGGGGACCUCCAGGGCCCUCGACCCAGCCUACCUAGCCCGAAUGGGUGACUCAGGAGCGGACACCGGGUGGGGACAGGGCCGCCCUCCCUCCUGGAAGUCGGGGACCUCCAGGGCACACGACCCAGCCUCCCCUGCACCGACAAAGGGUCCUCGACCCUCUCGGUCGCACCGACAAAGGUGCAUCGUCCCCGGGCACGGACGGGGACGGGCCGGCCUCAGUGAAAAAGUCGAGUCGGGUGGCUCGCGCACUUCCAGGGUCCUCGACCCUCUCGGUCGCACCGACAAAGGUGCUUCGUGUCUGGGCGGGACAGGGCCGCCGACCGCUAUGGAAGUCGAGUCGGGUGGCUCGCGCACUUCCAGGGUCCUCGACCCUCUCAGUCGCACCGACAAAGGUGCAUCGUCCCCGGGCACGGACGGGGACGGGCCGGCCUCAGUGGAAAAAGUCGAGUCGGGUGGCUCGCGCACUUCCAGGGUCCUCGACCCUCUCGGUCGCACCGACAAAGGUGCAUCGUCCCCGGGCACGGACGGGGACGGGCCGGCCUCCCCGGCCUCAGUGGAAAAAGUCGAGUCGGGUGGCUCGCGCACUUCCAGGGUCCUCGACCCUCUCGGUCGCACCGACAAAGGUGCAUCGUCCCCGGGCACGGACGGGGACGGGCCGGCCUCCCCGGCCUCAGUGAAAAAGUCGAGUCGGGUGGCUCGCGCACUUCCAGGGUCCUCGACCCUCUCAGUCGCACCGACAAAGGUGCUUCGUCUCUGGGCGGGACAGGGCCGCCGACCGCUAUGGAAGUCGAGUCGGGUGGCUCGUGCACUUCCAGGGUCCUCGACCCUCUCAGUCGCACCGACAAAGGGUCCUCGACCCUCUCAGUCGCACCGACAAAGGUGCUUCGUCUCUGGGCGGGACAGGGCCGCCGACCGCUAUGGAAGUCGAGUCGGGUGGCUCGUGCACUUCCAGGGUCCUCGACCCUCUCAGUCGCACCGACAAAGGUGCAUCGUCCCCGGGCACGGACGGGGACGGGCCGGCCUCAGUGAAAAAGUCGAGUCGGGUGGCUCGCGCACUUCCAGGGUCCUCGACCCUCUCAGUCGCACCGACAAAGGUGCAUCGUCCCCGGGCACGGACGGGGACGGGCCGGCCUCAGUGAAAAAGUCGAGUCGGGUGGCUCGCGCACUUCCAGGGUCCUCGACCCUCUCAGUCGCACCGACAAAGGGUCCUCGACCCUCUCAGUCGCACCGACAAAGGUGCAUCGUCCCCGGGCACGGACGGGGACGGGCCGGCCUCAGUGAAAAAGUCGAGUCGGGUGGCUCGCGCACUUCCAGGGUCCUCGACCCUCUCAGUCGCACCGACAAAGGUGCAUCGUCCCCGGGCACGGACGGGGACGGGCCGGCCUCAGUGAAAAAGUCGAGUCGGGUGGCUCGCGCACUUCCAGGGUCCUCGACCCUCUCAGUCGCACCGACAAAGGGUCCUCGACCCUCUCAGUCGCACCGACAAAGGUGCAUCGUCCCCGGGCACGGACGGGGACGGGCCGGCCUCAGUGAAAAAGUCGAGUCGGGUGGCUCGCGCACUUCCAGGGUCCUCGACCCUCUCAGUCGCACCGACAAAGGUGCAUCGUCCCCGGGCACGGACGGGGACGGGCCGGCCUCAGUGAAAAAGUCGAGUCGGGUGGCUCGCGCACUUCCAGGGUCCUCGACCCUCUCAGUCGCACCGACAAAGGGUCCUCGACCCUCUCAGUCGCACCGACAAAGGUGCAUCGUCCCCGGGCACGGACGGGGACGGGCCGGCCUCCCCGGCCUCAGUGAAAAAGUCGAGUCGGGUGACUCGCGCACUUCCAGGGUCGACGACCCUCUCAGUCGCACCGACAAAGGUGCAUCGUCCCCGGGCACGGACGGGGACGGGCCGGCCUCCCCGGCCUCAGCGAAAGUCGAGUCGGGUGACUCGCGCACUUCCAGGGUCGGAAGCGUCCUAACCCUAACCUCCAGGGCCCUCGACCCAGCCUGCUUAGCCCGAAGGGGUGACUCAGGAGCGGACACCGGGUCGGGACAGGGCCGCCCUCCCUCCUGGAAGUCGGGGACCUCCAGGGCCCCCGACCCUGCCUCCCCUGCCCGAGGGGAGGCCUCCGAGGCGGGCGGGACAGGGCCGCCCUCCCUCCUGGAAGUCGGGGACCUCCAGGGCCCUCGACCAAGCCUACCUAGCCCGAAUGGGUGA
Misgurnus anguillicaudatus (oriental weatherfish) is the source of this 2700-nucleotide messenger RNA. The record is from RefSeq and is a predicted model, not a curated record. Lineage: Eukaryota; Metazoa; Chordata; Actinopteri; Cypriniformes; Cobitidae.